AUGGAGUUCCUGGAUGAUGUGAUGGAAGACACAACGGAUGUCUACAAUGGCCAACUCUCAAUUGAUUUGGAUAUGGCUAACAACAAAGACAUUGAUGAUGGGAAGACCGUGACGGGAAUGAUGGACAAGAUGCAGGAACAAGAGCAACAGCUGGAAGAUGCCUUCAAUGAGAUCAAGAUUUGGGACAAUGCGCUGGAGGAUCAGGAACGCGCCUUGGCACAACAACGUGCGGACAAUGCGGCACUGCAAGCACAGCUUGCUGUCCUCCAGAGUCAGGCCAGCGAUCUACCUACCAUGAUGGGUCAGCCAUCUCCCACUCCACCCCACAACAAUCGCGAGUCUCCUGAACGUCAAGCAUUGACUCCACCGGUCAGAUCUAGCAACAGAACCUUAGGCAAGUCAUCCACCGGGCAGAGCACUAUGGUUCCCAACACAUUGACACAACCAAAGAAGGCCACCAAGCAGGGCAAGCCACCAAAACAACCAGCCAAGAAGGGCCGUAUAAGUGCAGGUGUUCAAUUUCAGGAACCAUCCUCUGCCCAACCCUUGGCGGCCUUGGCUGUUCAAUGUGGGUCACGCAAGCAGCACCAGUCCAUUGAUCUUGCCCUAUCCAAACGAUUGAUCUGGGACUCGCUCAUCCUGGAAAGACGGUCUUCCGGCUGGAUCUCGAACGACGCAAAGUCUUGCUUCGAUCGCAUCGUUCACUGGGUGGCGAAGACGGCCUUGCGGAGAUUCGGCCUGCCGGUCACUGUCACCAACCUAAUGUUCGAUAUCUUGGCCAAGGCUAAACACAGGGUCCGAGCUGGCUUUGGCAACUCGGAUCUGACCUUUGGGCCCACUGGCGAUGUUCCCUUCCAAGGCUGCGAGGCCGAGGGAUUUGGGUACAUGAGCAACACUGCCCUCACUAACGAGGAGUUCUUCGCUUUGUGCUUCUGCUUUGUUGAUGACACCGAUGUCAUGGAGUCCAACGACAACGUGGAGACGACUGGCGAAGACCUCCUCCCUUUGGUACAAUCGGCUUUGGACCUAUGGUCGGGUGGCAUCAGUGCCACUGGUGGAGCUAUCAACCCGGCGAAGUCCUUCUGGUGGCUGAUUGAUUUCAAAUGGCGGCCGUCCUCUGGCACGUGGGUGUUUCGAAGGAAGGCUGAAAUGCCUGGCGAACUGACCCUCCAAGACCCGACUGGGCCGUGGGCGACACUACGACGCCUCCAACCCGAUGAAGCUGAACGGACCCUGGGAGUCAUGAUGGCCCCACUUGAGACCGGAACUGCACAACACCUUGCCCUGCGGGAGAAGGCCAAGAACUGGGCAGCCAAGUUCCUUCCCCAACAUCUACUUCACUAUGACGUUCUUCCCUUGCUCAAGGCAACCGCCAUGAAAACUUUGGAGUACGUGAUGCCCCUUUCCACACUGGGCCGCUCCGACUGGGUGUCCAUCAUGUCACCAAUCCUCCAAGCGAGUUUGCACAAAGCUGGGGUUUGCCGUUCCUUUCCCCGCGUCGUGGUCUUUGCCCCUCUGAAGUACCAGGGAUUGGGUAUCCCGCAUCCUUUCGCCCUUCAAGUCUUCCAUCAUCUCAGUUUUAUAAUGCGCCAUUUGGCCAACCGUACCGAGACCGGCCAGUACCUGGAGGCCAACCUACAGUCCCACCAACUCGAAACGGGCACCUCCUUUCCCCUUCUUCAACAAGAACCCACCAACACCGGGAUCCUUGCCUCCAAAACAUGGCUCAAACGGGGUUGGAUCGAGCUCGACUCAUUGGGCAUCAGAGUCGAGAUCUCCUCCCCUCCCUUGUCCCUCCACUGUGUCGACGAUCGUCUCUUGAUGGACAUCUUCAUCGAUGCCUUGGUCGACCAAGAGGACUUGCUGUGGCUCAACUACUACAAUUGGCCCCGAACUCGACGCCCUGGCCCCUCUCACUGGGACCUAUGGCGACGCUUCCUCUCUCAAGCUGUCCUCCGCCCCUACAGCCGCCGUCGCCGAUUGUUGCAGCCCCUCGGACCGUGGUCUGAUUCGCUAGACCGCUGGACCUGGCUCUUCUCUUGUACCACUUUGAUCCUCUUCCAUUGGACAGACAAAAACCUGGCAAUCUACCGGCCCAUCAACUCGCGUUCCCAUAAGACCUUCCGAAGGGAUCUUCACCACACCUGGACGGGCACCCUUCCUGGGGACGUCCAAUGGGCCUCAGUCAACCUUCACCCACGGACAGCCUACAUCACUGUCACGGGCACAGCCCCGGUAGAUCUACCAGACCAGGAGUCCUUGCCAGCCUCGAUCCUUCACAUCUGGAGGGAAUUGGCAGCCGACAUGGACGACAAUUUGGGAUGGGUCCCGGAAUACAUCUACAUUGAGGGUGACGAACAAGUCCUCCUGGAGGCACUGGAGAAGGGGAAGCUACGGGUGAUCAGCGAUGGCUCCUUCAAGCAACAAGUGGGCACAGCCGCUGUCCAGCUACGAACUUGA
Messenger RNA from Cylindrotheca closterium, 2460 nucleotides. Lineage: Eukaryota; Bacillariophyta; Bacillariophyceae; Bacillariales; Bacillariaceae. The record is from the annotation of a GenBank genome assembly.